AUGCCUCAGAACGUAAUUGACAUUAACUCUUGCAUGAUUGUCACUACUUCUGGAAAGCUUGUGGACAGCGAAUUGUUACUCAAAGAUCUUAAAAUGAAGUGUCUCCUAUGGGAACGAGAUAAGAGGAGGAGAAUUUCUGUUGUUGAGGCAUCACAGAUGAUGGUCAACAUUCUGGCUUAUCGUAGUGAAGUGGGACUGAUUGCCGGGUGGGAUGACGAAACAGGAGCUGAAUUGUAUCGCGUGGAUGGCAUGGGGGUAGUGAUGAAAGGGACAAGAUUUGCAUCAGGAUCUGGAAUGAAGAUGGCAUAUUCGAAUCUGGAGAGCUAUGGCGGAUGUUCCAAUUGGGAUUACAGUAUGGCUCUUAAAGCGAUCAUGCAUGUUGCCAACAGGACUAGGAAAGGUCAAGUUGACUUGGGGAGCCCUGCUCCUGGUAAUCAUGGUGAAGAUUAUGCUAGUGUGUACCAUGUAGGACCUUCUGGGUGGGAGUUGCUCUGUGGUGGUGAGAUGGAUGUGAAUGAAUGCCUGCCGUUCUUUGGCUUUCGUAAAUCCAAGGGCAAUGGGGAAUUAGCUUCAGCGAAAAGGCGAGAUCCAAACAUGGAUGAACAUGCAAGCAUGGAUCUUGGGUUUAUCCCGAAAUUUGCAUUUGGAGGUGGACUCACCUUCAAAGUAAAGAAGAAUUGCCAAAGAAAAAGGGCAAAACUAAAUGAUGAUCGUCAAAGCACGGAAGAAGAAGAGCCUUUUUCAACUGUAGCGACACCUGCUGUGGGUCGCAAGAAUUAUAACAAGGACAUCGUCUAUGCCGAGGAUGAUGGCACGGGUAAACCUCUUCUGACCCUUGGAUGCCUGACAAUGAUCCCUUGUUAUAGUCCCCAUUUUCAUGCGGGAGGGGAAAUUGUGAAUGCCGAAUCCAUACGGCAAGAUCAUCUCAUUGCUGGCUUGAGACGCGCCUGGAUCGCCUUCUAUAAGAACAAUCAUUUCCUUGACGAUUUGGGACCCCCAUCUUUCGCUUUCCACUACAAAGAAGGAGGGCUUUUGCUAGCUGUUAAUCAUCCUCGUGUUACCAAGGAUCGCAAUACACAAGGGUCUCCCAGUGAUUUGUCCGAGUUGCCCCAGAACUUAACUGUUCUUAAUACCCACACCCUUGCCACCAUUUCUGGGAAGCUUGCGGAGAGCGAAUUGUUACUUAAAGAUCUGAAAUUGAAGUGCCAAGAUAAUGGGAGGAGCAUUUCUGUUGCUGAGGCAUCAACAUUGAUGGCCGACAUUCUGGCCCACCGUAGUGAAGUGGGACUGAUUGCUGGAUGGGAUGAUGAAAAAGGAGCUGAAUUGUAUCGUGUGGAUGGGAUGGGAGUGGUGAUGAAGGGGACAAGAUUUGCAUCAGGUUCUGGACUUCAAAGGGGGUAUUGCAAUAUGGAGGAUUACGGCGGAUGCUCCAAUUGGGAUGUCAGCAAGGCUGCUAGGGCGAUCGUACAUAUUGCAAACAGGACUAGGAAAGGUCAAGAUGAAUCAUUUUGCCGUGCUCCUGGGAAUCAUGGUGAAGAUUUCGCUAGUGUGUAUCUUAUAGGACCUUCUGGAUAUGAGAUGCUUUAUGGUGGUCAGCUGGAUGUGAAUGAAUGCCUGCUGAACUGGGGCUUUCGUAAAUGCCUGGGCAAUGGGGAGUAUGUAUUUUAG
Molecule: messenger RNA, 1668 nt
Organism: Oldenlandia corymbosa var. corymbosa
Lineage: Eukaryota; Viridiplantae; Streptophyta; Magnoliopsida; Gentianales; Rubiaceae
Source: the annotation of a GenBank genome assembly